Messenger RNA from Amblyraja radiata (thorny skate), 1596 nucleotides. RefSeq names its product E3 ubiquitin/ISG15 ligase TRIM25-like. The record is from RefSeq and is a predicted model, not a curated record. The coding region runs from base 301 to 1566 and encodes 421 amino acids. The transcript is spliced from 8 exons. Gene Ontology annotation, molecular function: zinc ion binding. Lineage: Eukaryota; Metazoa; Chordata; Chondrichthyes; Rajiformes; Rajidae.
GGAGAAAAUAGAGUUCCCAAAAUGACAAAACUCAGCAUUGACUUUGUGGAUGUCUACGUGUAACUGUCUGAAGAAGGGUCUUGACCUGAACGGUCACCUAUUCCUCCUCUGCAGAGAUGCUGCCUGACCUGCUGAGCUACUCCAGCACUUUGUGUCUCUCUUCAAUAUGUAACUUGGCUGGGCAAGCGCAGAACUCGAGGGGUUAACUUUCAGACAAACAUUGAAACUGAAAGUAAGUGAUUUCCUGGAAUCCACGUUCUUCCUUUCGGACCUUGCUCUGCACUGUUGGGGCGAGGCAGAAUGGCGGCUGCAGGCUUGACGGAAGAAUUGACCUGUGCGGUGUGUCUGAGCUUGUACCAGGACCCUGUGGCACUGCCCUGCCAGCACAGUUUCUGUGCCAAAUGUAUCAGCGAUGCCUGGGACCAUUCAGUGACCAGGUUUGGGGUCAACUGUCCUCAAUGUCGCAGAAACUUCAACCCCAGGCCCAGCCUGGAGAAGAACCACACUCUGAGGAACAUCGUGGAGAUGUACAGCCGGAGCCAGCCCACUGCCCCUGCUGCCCGGCCCAGUCUCGUGAUGUGUGAGUACUGUAUCGACAGCCCAUCCCCGGCUGUGAAGACGUGCCUCAAAUGUGAAACCUCCUUCUGCUCCCACCAUCUGCAGCCGCAUCUGACCAAGCAGAUCUACAAGGACCACGGGCUGAUCGAGCCCAUUGCCGACUUCACCACCAGGCAGUGCCCAACUCAUAAGAAGAUCAUUGAGUUCUACUGCGAGCAGGACGAGGAGUGUGUGUGCAUGUCCUGCACUGUCAUCGGGAAACACAAAUCCCACUCACUACUGACUCUGGAGCAGGCAAAGGUCAAAAUCAAGGGGAAACUCCAGAGCGAGGUCGGGAAUCUUCGUGAACGUCAGGCCGAUUGCACAAAGAAACAGCUGAGCCUAAAGCAACAAGAAAGUGAAAUAAAGAGAGACAUCAAGGAGAUGAAGAAAAAACUGUCGACUGAGUUCUCCGGAUGGAGGAAGCAAUUGGAAGAAGAUGAGAAGACUGUACUGAAGAUGAUCGAUGAUGAGGAACACCGAGUGCUCUCCCGCAUCAAGAGCGAAUCUGACUCGUUGGUAGAAAAUAUGAAUAAUCUUCAACUAAUGGACAAGGAAUGCCAAGACCAUGAUCAGAAGGAUGCUCUCUCCUUUAUUCAGGACGUGAAGCAACUCCUUGCGAGCUGCUCACAGUUUGGCAAUAUCACACUGUCCCCAAACGUCGCUUCGUAUGUAAACUACAUGGAUUCAUCCUACGUGGGAUCAAAUCCAUACUACAACCAGACUGACAUGAGUGAGACAGAGAUGUACAAUUGGACCUACAAUUGUGGUAAAAUAGGCUCUUUGAAUCAAAGUCAAUCCUUUCAACCUGUUGCUAGAAACACGACAUCUCAGGGUAUCCGCGUGGACCGGUCCACCAUCAGGGCUUCUAUCCAAAUGAAGAUGAACGGAUAUCAAAAGUACCAAAGAAGCAUCCUGGAAACUAUCAAUGGAAAAUCUCCUCAGGUUACCGAUUGGAUGAACUUAUAGAAACAUAUAUAGAAACAUAGAAUAUAGAUG